ACACUCGCCAGAACUCUCUAAAAUCCAUCUGUUCACCAUCUCUCAGUUGAAGAAACCUUUUCGCUUUCGUUUUCAAGAACCCCAAAUGGCUCCCAAAGCAGAGAAGAAGCCAGCUGAGAAAAAACCGGCAGCAGCAGAGAAAGCUCCGGCGGAGAAGAAGCCAAGGGCAGAGAAGAAGUUGCCAAAAGAAGGCGCCGGUGACAAGAAGAAGAAGAAGGCAAAGAAGAGCGUCGAGACCUACAAGAUCUACAUCUUCAAGGUCUUGAAACAGGUUCACCCUGACAUCGGCAUUUCGAGCAAGGCUAUGGGUAUCAUGAACAGUUUUAUAAACGAUAUCUUUGAGAAACUUGCUCAGGAGUCAUCAAGGCUUGCAAGGUAUAAUAAGAAGCCCACUAUCACUUCAAGGGAGAUCCAGACUGCUGUGAGAUUGGUGUUGCCUGGGGAGCUUGCCAAACAUGCUGUUUCAGAAGGGACUAAGGCUGUUACCAAAUUUACUAGAGAAAAGAAGCCAGCCGAGAAAAAGCCAGCCGCAGCCGAGAAAGCGCCGGCGGAGAAGAAGCCAAGGGCAGAGAAGAAAUUGCCUAAAGAAGGAGCGAUUGACAAGAAGAGGAAGAAGGCUAAGAAGAGCGUGGAGACCUACAAGAUUUACAUCUUCAAGGUUUUGAAACAAGUCCAUCCUGAUAUUGGGAUCUCAAGCAAAGCAAUGGGUAUCAUGAAUAGUUUCAUCAAUGAUAUCUUUGAAAAGCUUGCUCAAGAAGCUUCGAGGCUCGCUCGGUAUAACAAGAAGCCUACCAUUACGUCCCGGGAGAUCCAGACUGCUGUUAGACUGGUUUUGCCUGGAGAGCUUGCGAAACAUGCCGUUUCUGAAGGGACUAAGGCUGUUACCAAGUUUACCAGCUCUUAGGCGGCCAGGGUUUGUUGGGUUCUGGAUGGUGGGUAUUUUGCGAGGUUCGAUCUAUCAAUUAGGGUUUGUGUUCAUGUAUAGUUUAAGGUUUUGAUUUUAGUCGAAUUGAUGUAGCUGUUUGGUUUUUUACAAUGAUACAUGGAUCUUGUUCGUAAA
Messenger RNA from Populus nigra (black poplar), 1060 nucleotides. Its product is annotated as histone H2B-like. Gene Ontology annotation, molecular function: structural constituent of chromatin; protein heterodimerization activity; DNA binding. Gene Ontology annotation, biological process: nucleosome assembly. Gene Ontology annotation, cellular component: nucleosome. The transcript is spliced from 2 exons. NCBI's taxonomy places the organism in Eukaryota, Viridiplantae, Streptophyta, Magnoliopsida, Malpighiales, Salicaceae. Bases 86 to 904 code for a protein of 272 amino acids. The record is from RefSeq and is a predicted model, not a curated record.